AUAGAAUAGGUGGACAAAUCAAAAUAUCCGACUUUAACGAUUGUUAUUUUACUUUCGUUCUCUUAUUACAACCAGUAUUAUCACGUUAUCGGCUGGUGACCGGACGGUGACCGGACGGACACAACGCGGAAACUACCGCCGGUUUUUUAUCAGCAGGGUUAACGUGUCCUUGUGUUCAGGAUUUUUAGGCGGAACUCAAGUCAACAAUGAGAGACAGACUAGCAGACCUAAGGGAGGCCCACUCACUUACAGGGGACGACGAAUCCGUUAUCAUUGAAGAUGGUAGCGUUAGAAUUAACAUGCAACCGCAGAUGGUGCUGACAAUUUUAUGCAAGAUUUUUUUUCAGAGGUGCAUAAUAUACGUGGAGACAUUAAUCAUAUUAAAGAACGUGUUGAUGAUAUGAAAAAGAAGCACAGUGAUAUCUUAUCGUCCCCUCAACCAAAACCAGAGGAUCAGGCAGAGGUUGAUCGUAUUAUGAAAGAAGUGAAAAAGGUGUCCAAUAACGUAAGAAUGAAACUGAAAGAAAUCGAAAAAAGCAUAGAAGAAGAUAAAUUACAGCACAAUUUGAAAUCACCAGCCGACCUUAGGAUUCGUAAGAACCAGCACUCGUCUCUACAUUAUUCAUUUUUACAAGUGAUGACAGAGUACAGUAACUCUCAAGUCGAGUAUCGUGAGAAAUGCAAAGGACGUAUACAUAGACAACUCGAAAUAACUGGUCAGAAUACAACCGAUGAAGAAAUCGAAGAAAUGUUAGAAACGGGAAACGCAGCAAUAUUCACCUCAAGUAUUAUCGCAGAUACACAACAGGCCAAGCAAGCGCUGGGUGACAUCGAAGCGAGGUACGACGAAUUAAUGAAGCUUGAACAAAGUAUCAAAGAACUUCAUGAGAUGUUUUUAGAUAUGGCGAUGAUGGUUGAACAGCAGGGAGAGAUGAUAGACAGUAUUGAGCAUAAUGUGGAGGAAGCCGCGGAGUACGUGGCACAGGCAGAGGUUGCAACUAAAUCAGCGGUUAAGUACCAAAGUAAAGCACGACGGAAGAAAAUCAUCAUUAUCGCCAUUAUAGCGAUUGCCAUUACUGUCAUCGUGCUGUUGAUAGUUUUUCUGUGAUCAAUGACGUCAUCUAGCAUCGGUGCCGGUAUCCGCAAACCACAUAUCGCUACCAGAGCCAUGAUAUACUGACUAGUAUUUAAUAGACACAAAAAUAUGCAAACACCCAUUUAGUUAAAUUACAAUUAGAUGUUGAGCUGAAAAGCGAGUACUAAGUAUACGAAGCCAAUAUGUCUUCUCAAAUAUGCCCAAAUAUUAUAUAUAUUUAUAUAUAUACUCAGAUAGCCAAUGACGCAAUAAACAUGCAUUUGUUUGAAAUAUGUGACUGAAUAAAAGUUAGGCUCAAUGUAUUGUACUCAUCACCAAUGAAGCUACUACUAACCAUAUGUGACACCUUCUGUCAAGUUUUUGAUACAUGUUUGUACAUAGAAUCGUGAAAUAAAUAUUACUUUGUCCAACAA
Messenger RNA from Saccoglossus kowalevskii, 1509 nucleotides. RefSeq names its product syntaxin-1A-like. The record is from RefSeq and is a predicted model, not a curated record. NCBI's taxonomy places the organism in Eukaryota, Metazoa, Hemichordata, Enteropneusta, Harrimaniidae. Gene Ontology annotation, biological process: exocytosis; vesicle fusion; intracellular protein transport. Gene Ontology annotation, cellular component: SNARE complex; plasma membrane; endomembrane system. Gene Ontology annotation, molecular function: SNAP receptor activity; SNARE binding.